This is a messenger RNA of Carcharodon carcharias (great white shark), 1615 nucleotides long. RefSeq names its product annexin A2-like. Gene Ontology annotation, cellular component: cytoplasm. Gene Ontology annotation, molecular function: calcium-dependent phospholipid binding; cytoskeletal protein binding; calcium ion binding. The transcript is spliced from 13 exons. Lineage: Eukaryota; Metazoa; Chordata; Chondrichthyes; Lamniformes; Lamnidae. The coding region runs from base 147 to 1151 and encodes 334 amino acids. The record is from RefSeq and is a predicted model, not a curated record.
AGGCUGGGCUUGCUGAGGGGUGGGGAAACACUGAGUGUUGAUGUGGCCACAGUCAGCUGGUAUUUAAAAACCACACCCUGGAGCUGGAGUGAAGUUAGUCCCUAUUCAGUCAGUGGCUGAGCAGACAGUUUGUUCUGUGAGCAGAAAUGGCAGAAAUUCACGACAUAUUGUCUCAAGUGUGCCUGGGCAGUGAUGACCUUGCCAGUGGGGCAACAGUGAAACCCUAUGCUGCUUUUAAUGCUGAUUCUGAUGCUACGGAACUGGAACGAGCACUGAAAACCAAAGGUGUUGACGAACACACCAUCAUUGAUAUAUUGACCCGGCGUAGUAAUGCACAAAGACAGGAUAUUGCCUUCAUGUAUGAAAGGAAAGCAAAGAAGAAACUGGAGGAUGCCCUGCACUCUGGCCUCUCUGAACCUCUGAGGUCUGUCAUCUUGGGGCUGAUGAAGACUCCAGCCAAGUACGAUGCUUCUGAAAUCAGGGGAGCCAUCAAGGGCCUGGGAACCAAUGAAGCCACUCUGAUCGAGCUCUUGUGCUCUCGCACAAACAAGCAAAUUCAGGAAAUGAGCAAGGCUUAUCAAGAGCUUUACAAGAAAGAGAUGAUUAAGGACAUCAAAGACGAUACUUCUGGAAAUUUCUGCGCCCUUCUUCUUGUUUUAGCAAAGGGAAGCAGGUCGGAACCCUCCAACGUGGUUGAUCAUGAGCUGAUUGACUCAGAUGCCCGGGAACUCUAUGAAGCUGGAGUGAAGAGACCUGGAACAGACAUUGGAAAGUGGAUCUCUAUAAUGACUGAGAGGAGUAUUCCUCACCUCCAGAGAGUUUUCGGCCGAUAUAAAUCCUACAGCAGCCUUGACAUGAUCGAGAGCAUUAAACAUGAGGUCAAGAAAGACCUGAAAAACAAUUUUGUAAGCCUGGUACAAUGUAUCCAGAACACCUCGGAGUUUUUCGCUGACAAGUUAGCCCAGAUGCAGAAAGAUGUGAAGAAGGAUGUGUUAACCAGGAUCAUGGUGUCUCGCUCUGAAAUCGACCUGCAGUACAUCAGGAAAGAGUUCAAGAAGAAAACUGGCAAAUCUCUGCACCAAUAUAUAACAGCUUCGACGAAGGGCGAUUACCAACGCGUUCUGCUGGCUCUGUGCGGAGGUGAUGAUUAACUGUGUCAUCACAGUCGGGAAUAGCAGUUCUGUGCUACCCUGCUUUUAACUAGAAGAAUAGAGCUGCAUGGAGACCCUGUCAGAUUGAACCACUUAACCUUCCUCAUUGUGUUUGUGUCAGUCAAGUAUUGGAAUAGUAUACCCUGACAAGAUUGUGCUUGAAAAUUCUCUCUCGUAAAUCUGUAAAUCUUUGAAAAGCUGCAAAUAGAUGAACUGUUGCUAACUGGAAAUGAAGCUUUGAAGUUGAGCCUCGCUGCUUCCUGAGCCUCUGUGUGCUGGUUCUGAGGUUACAGAUCAAAUGGAUCCAACAGGUUUUCUGCUCAUAACUGAAGGCAAGAGAUUUGCAGGAUGAGAUAUUCUCAGCACAAACAUAGUGUUUUGUACAGUACAGUACUUAGUCAGGAAAUGCAUCUGCUUUCAAGCCAGAAUAUCUUUUUAUACGAAAUAAAGAAAUUGGAAGAUUA